GCUCUAUUCUGAUUUUCUAAGAUGAUAAACUCCAGAAGAUAAAUGUAUAGACAUGAGGGUGGAGCACCAUGAAUUCUAGCAAGUACAUGAGGGGUUUUCUAUGUGACAAUUUCCAGGAAGAGGAUAAUGAGGGACUUGUGAGAUGGGACUGGCAUAGUGUAGCGUGGCGACCUUUAUGAUGCGCUCAGAACACAUCAUACUAAGACCCUCUUCGUAUUUAAAACCAGCCCAGGACUUUAGCUAUCGGGGUUUUCUUCCAAUAUGGAACUGGCAGCUCCAUGUGGUGGCAGUUUUGCCCUUCAGAAAUUUAUUCUACUUCUCGGCAAAAAUGCCCCUUUGAUCUUAGUUUUCUUUAUUAUCUGGAAAAUCUUGAAAACCUUCACGGUGUGGCAUGUGGCUUUUGAGCUGCUCCAAAGAAGCUUAAAAUUCCUCUUUGACCCUCGUAAAUGCUUCUCCAAGGCAGAAUCCGUUCAGCAGAAAAUUGAGGCCAGCCUGCAGGAAACUAAAACCGUCGGAAAAGGGACCACCGAAGACGGUGUCCAUCAGACGCCCUACCAGCGUCUCCGUCAAUUGCUCUGCAAAGAACUGGCCUGCCAGGUGUGCCUGCGGGUAGCUCAGGAGGCAUGGCAGCUCAUUUAUUGGCAACGCACAGAGCAUUGUGGCUACGCCAAAUCCAGAUUCCGGCUUUCUCCCAGGCCUUGCAAGGAAGCCAAAGUCUCCACUGCCACCUCAGUAGAGGAAGAACAGGAGUCCUGCAUUUGGACCUCCAGUGUGACUUCUGCCUGCGUGGGACCUGUUUCCUUUGGCCCAGAGGGCACAGCAUCCACUGAUACAACACAGCAUGUGGCAAGUGUCGCAGCGGGGAAGAAGGCCUCGAAACGUAGCCUCCAGGAUCAAAAGACACAGGGCAGUGUCUCUGGGGAGCUGGAUGUUUAUAUGGAGGACCUCUCGAGCUUGUCCUCCAGCACUUAUGAGACCUCCUCCAUCAGUAGCUGGACAGAUUCUUCUGGCCACUCUACCCUCAUCUUCAGCAGACUGAAGAGCUGCAGGUCCCGUAAGCACCACAAAAGUGUCCUUCAAAAGCAGAAGAGUAGCAGAAGCUCACCCAAGCAAGCUUCUCCUGAGGCUGCCAAGGGAGAGGAGAUACACUUUCCAUCUGUGCCCGUCUCCUUCAUGAAAGAAGCUAUGAUUCAGAGCUUAGAGUCUCAUUGGGUAGCCAAGAGGCUCCAGCAUCUGCUGGGGAUGUCCUGGAUUCUCCUCAGGUCCCUCCGGAGCUUCAUGCCCUCGGCUCCAGCUUCCUCCUCGGAGAGGCCCCUGGGGGUCAGGGUUGUGGUGAGAAGGCCUCGGGUCCUCGCCUUUGUGGCCGCCAAGACCAAAAAGAAGCUGGAGCUUCAUCUCAAGAAGAGAGUCCAGCUGAAGCUUUGGCAGCUGCCCAGGAGGGUCCAAGAGGCUCUCAGGCACAUGAAGCCACUUCCUCUGCCCAAGAGUGAAACUUCUCUAGUACAGAAACCGGGCAAGAAGGCCAAAAGGUCAGUGGUCACAGGUCCACCAUUGCUCCAGAGAUCGUUGGAUGUAAUUCAGAUGAAGGUGAAACUCCACCUGGCUAAGAAGUGUGUCGAAAUACAAGCAGAGGUGUUUCCAGAUGUGGCCCUUCGCUCCUGGAGGCUCUUGGUGUGUUCGAACGUGCAACCUCUGCCCAAGCUGGUAUCUCGUGCGGACAAACCCUUGCAAGCUCGCCUGGUCUUCCUCCCCUUUGUGCUCCCCCAGGAUGCUAAGAAGAUGGAGAUGGUUGUGCAGAGAUGGCGCCUGAGUUCCUGUUGGGACCUGGGAAAGCGGUACGUAGAGUCCCUGGUUGCAAUGGCCCCUCCUCCAUCUUCCUCCAAGCCCUUCCCAUGCAGAAGGGAAGCUUCUGAAUUCUCAGGGGCGCAGACCCCAUUUCUCCAGCAGGGGGGGCGAGAAACCUUGGAAGCCCAUGUGAGAAAAAAGAGGCUGCAGCAUGAGUGGGGUCUCCCGAGUGUGAUCAGGAGAUCUCUGAAGGCUUUCAUGCCGAGUAUAGUCCCACGUUUUUCCGUCCUCCACAAGACCAGGAACCGCAUCGAAACUCUGCCACAGAAACUUGCCUUUCUUCCCGAGGACACCUGCAUCCUCCUGGAGUUCCAUCUUCAAAGAUUGAAGCUCCAGCAGAGGUGGGGCUUGCCCAGAAGAGUCCUGGAAACCUGUCGACGGCUGUUUCCAGAACUUCUUUAUAAAGAGAAGAGAGUGGCAGCAAAGCCCUUUUCUCAGCAGCCCAGAUUGGGGAUAAGAACACCACCAGGGCACCUUGUAAGGCCCAAGAAGGAAGAGGAGAAAGUUAGAAAAAAUCAGGGUCUUCCAUUAUGUCCAGCUCAGCCACUCCUCAUGUUAAAAACGAAAGUCUUGAAGAAACUACAGGUCCACCUGACGAAGAAACAUUUGGAGGUGCGCUUGGAAAGCUUUCCUGCUGCCCCACAAAUCUCCUGGAAACGUUGUUGGUGGUCUCAAAGGCAACCUCUCCCCAAGCUUAUCCUUCCGGGUCUGAAGACUCCCCAAAUCCGUAUCUUCUGCUCCUCCUGUGGCUUGGCAGCCAUGAGUCGGAUUGAAUCGGCGUUGCAACGGGGCCACCUGGCCUCUCUCUGGGGGCUCGGUCUCAAGUACAUGGAAGCUGUUACUGAAAUGGCCACCAUCAUCCAGCAGGAUGCAGAGAGGCCACAUCCAUCUGAUGGGACCAGGGAGUUUGGCUUUCAAUUUGCAGAAGGGAAGACCCCGUUCUUCCAACCAUCAGCCAGGGAGGUCUUGGAGAUGCACCUUAGGAAGAAAAGGAUACAGCACCAGUGGGGUCUUCCUUUCAUGGUCCAGAGAUCCCUGAGGAACUUCAGUGGCCACAUGUCCCCACUGCGUCCUUCAAAGGCUGUCACUCAAGCCUCCAUCUUCCCUCAAGAGCUACUUUUCCUUCCUCCAAAAGUCACCAACUUCCUAGAGUUCCACCUUCAGAGGAUGAAGCUCCAGCAGAGAUGGGGUUUGCCCAGAAGAGUUCUCCAGUCAUGCAGAUGCCUGUUCCCAGAACUUUUCUACAAAGAGAAGACCAAGCUGUUGGUGAAACACUAUUCACGGAAGCCCGGUCUAGGGAUAAAAACACGGGCAGGGGGCCUUGUAAAACCUCAACUGGACAUUCAAAAGAUGCAAGGAGUUGGAUUAUGUCCAGCUCAGUCACUUCGGAAGUUAAGCCUUCAGGCCCUGAAGAAGCUGGAGGUCCACCUGACUAAGAAACAUUUAGAGGUGCGCUUGGAAACCUUUCCUGCUCUCUCACGAAUCUCAUGGCGCUGUGUGUGGUUGUCUGCAAGCCAACCCCUUCCCAAACUGAUCCUUCCUGGUCUCAAGACCCCACAGACUCGUAGCCCCUGCCUCUUCUUUGACUUGGCAGCCAUGGGUCGGAUCGAAGUAGCUUUGCAACGGGGUCGCUUGGUAUCCCUCUGGGGCCUGGGGCUGAAGUAUGUGGAGAUAUUGGCAGCUAUGUGUCCUGGAGGACCUUUGUCUUCAGUCAAGUUUAAAGAGAUCCCCGUUGAAUUUUCAGAAGUAAAGUCCCUGUUUUUCAAAAAUGCAGUCAGAGAAAACUUAGAAAUGCAUGUUAAGAAGAAGAGACUACAACACGAGUGGGGAUAUUCUACCCUGGUCCAGAGGUCACUUAGAAGCUUAAUUGGAGAAGCACCCAACUGGCAUCGUGAUCUUCCAAAGGAGGUGACUCAGAUCUCCUUGCUUCAUCUAGAGUUGCAUUUCCUUUCUGAGACGGUCAAACAAAACCUGGAGCUCCACCUUCAACGGCUAAAGUUACAGCGAAGGUGGGACAUCCCUCAGAAAGUCCAUCGGUCUGUAAAGUUUUUUCACUCCCUCGUUCCAGAGGAGAAACCUCAAGCCACAUUUGGAGAAACUCAGGUGGACAGUGGAAGGUGGGAAGAAACCAAUGCUCUCCUCCCAAAGAACAAGGGAUGUCUAGAAGAUCUGCUUAGAUAUACUCUGGAGACUCACCUCAAGAAAAAAUCUCUGGAGAUUAAGUUCCAGUUAAUAGGAUAUAAGAAGUUUUCUGGUCCCAUCAAACAUGCUUUCCUUCCUAAAUGUUCCCUUGUGUCCUCAGAAAUCAAACCCAGACCAUCUUGCUUGUAUUUUGUGGAACAGGAUGUUGUGGAAAAGAUGAACUUGAACAUUAAACACAAGCAAUUAAUGCAUCUUUGGGGUCUUCCCAGUAUCUACACUAAAUCCUUGAACAAGAUGUUUGGCAAUGUUAUUGUAGGAAGCCCACUACUAGAGAUGUCCAAGCUCAGGAGAUGGACUCUGGAGAAGAAUGUUGGCCAGGAGAAUCAAACAGUCAAUGCAAUGGGUUCCAGAACAAAAGAAUUGAGAUUCUCAAGGAAAGGUCCAUGUUUUGUCCAAACAGAGAUUUUGGACCUUCUGGAGAUGCACGUUCGGCGCAAGAAGUUACAACAUGAAUGGGGAUUACCAUCCAUGGUUCAAAAAUCUCUUCAGGCCUUUGCUUUAGAACCAGAACAGCUUUUGGAGGGAUUUGGCAUUGCCAUUACCGGUUCAUGGGGUGUAUUAAAAGUGACAAUUAAAAUAACCACGAGCUUGUUUUUCGUGGCUCUUGCGACGCAGAAGCUACUGGAGGCUCACAUGAAGAACCGAACUGCAGCCCAUCGAUGGGGUCUUCCCAAACGGGUCCAGGAAUCAUUGAAAAUGUUUCUGCCCCCUGCUUCUCAUUCCCAAGUUGAGGGCGACCAGGGUCAAGCCAAAACCCCAUGGCAUGCCUACAACCGACUCUUCCAGACUGCCUCAAAGCAACGGCACAAAGCAGAAAACAUACAUCAUGUAACCACAGUCAAGAGGGCUCUCCCCAAAGCUGAUUUUCUAGGAAAAAUGUCCCAAGAAAAAGUCUCAAGGUCUGGGAGAGAAAAGAUGGCACUUGACAAACAGACCACCCCCAUGUCCCUUAAACAGGAAGACCUGGAAUUUAUGGGAUUACAUGUACAAUACAAGAGGAUCCAGCAUGAAUGGGGAUUACCUGCUCUUGUACACAAAUCUCUACAGGCUUUUGCACCGGUCCCACCUGAGCCUCAGAAGAGGUCCUUCAGAGGUCUGCAGAGAUUGGGAGAUGGAAGAAAAACACAUAGGGGGGUACAAGUGCCAUCGUCUCUGAGUAAAGUGCUGGUCGCUCCCCGUUGUUUGCAUUUUUUUAGUCAAGAUGCAAAAGAUCGCCUGGAAUCCCAUGUGAAGUGUUGGACCAGGGAACAUAAAUGGGGCCUUCCUCAACUGAUCCAAGAUUCAUUGAGAGCAAUGGUUCCUCCUCCACAGGUCACUGAUGAAAAACCCCACUGUGAACGUCAUUUGGGAUUCCACCUGCAAGAGGCAGCUCAUACUUCCCAUUCCAGAAGAGAAGGAUCUCCAUCCUGGAAAGAAGCCACCAUAAAGCCUAUGAAGAACAUCCACCAGAGGAAACCAGAUGCAAGAACUAGUUCCAGCUUUCCAGUGGCUGCCAUCAGAUCCCCUGAGGUGAGGCUGCUUUUCUACAUCCAUACGUCCUGGGAUCUUUUGGAGUUUCAUGUCACCCACAAGAAGAUCCAGCACGCAUGGGGACUGCCAUCCGCCAUCUUGAAAUCUCUGCGAAUAUUUGCUCCUUUUCCGCUUGACCUACAGAAGCACACCAGAAAGAGAACCCAGAGGAGUCCAAGAGACAAGGCAGAUUUGGAAACGAAGGCCCAGCAGCUUUGGUUCCUCAACACAAAUACACAGGAACAUCUGGAGACCAGCGUGAGGACCAUGGCCAUAAAGCAUAAGUGGGAGAUUCCAAAAAGGAUUCAACAUUCAUUUCAUCCAUUCCUUCCUCCUCUCCCCUCUUCCCAGGUUCCAGGACAGUCUGUCUGGCCUUGCAAGCAUAGACCAUUUCAAGACAUAUCAUCUGCUCCCCAAAUUUCAGUGCCAUUGCAAAAGGCAAAGCACCAUUUGGGGGUGAUGAAGACACCUCCAAAAGCAUUACCAGUUAAGACAGGAGGGGCUACUGAAGGAAUGAGGCGCUUAUGUCCCAAAAUAGUGCUCUCUUUCCUCCCCAUUGAGGAGAGGGACCUCCUGGAAUUCCACAUCCAACGAAAGAAAAUCCAACAUGCAUGGGGCCUACCAUUGAUGGUGCUUAGAUCUCUCCACGUCUUUGCCCCGUAUCUUCUUCAAUCAGAGAGGACUAUUGGGAAGACCACAUCUAGGACACCCAGAAGGGAGAUAAGAGACUUGCAAAUCCUUAGCCAAGAACUCAAUUUCCUCAGCAUUGAGGUAAAGCAACGCUUGGAGGCCCACCUGAGACAUCGCACAUCAGCGCACAGAUGGGGCCUUCCGGAAAGGGUUCAGCAAUCUCUGAGGGCAUUCCUUCCACCCGGAUCUCCUUCUCGUCCUGAGGUGACUGGAUCCCAGCCUCAUUUGCUUUUACCACCCAAAUCCUUACAGACAACUGAAGACAUCUACGAACUGGUGAUUUUUAAGCCAGAGGCCAAGACGAAGAGGACUCUAGGAAAGCCCAAGAGCAAAAUUGGCAAUAAGAGACAAAGAGCAACAGGUAGGCCUAGCCAAACUAAAGCCCAGACUUGCUUUGGUACCAAAAUGGUGCUCUCUUUCCUCGCAGAGAGUAGCCGGAACCUUCUGGAAUUCCACAUCCAACGAAAGAAAAUCCAGCAUGCAUGGGGCCUACCAUCGAUGGUGCUUAGAUCUCUCCAUGUCUUUGCCCCGUAUCUUCUUCAAUCAGAGAGGACUACUGGGAAAAUCACAUCUAGGAAACCCAGAAGGGAAAAAAUAGACGUGCAGAUCCUUAGUCAAGACCUUCUUUUCCUCAGCAUUGAGGUGAAAGAACGCUUGGAGGCCCAUCUGAGACAUCGUACAUCAGAGCACAGAUGGGGCCUUCCAGAAAGAGUUUGGCAAUCUCUGAGGGCCUUCCUACCACCCGGAUCUCCUUCUCAUCCCGGGAUGACUGGAUUCCAGCCUCUCUUGCCUUUACCACCCAAAUCCUUACAGAAAAGUGGACCUGAUUUGCAAGCCGCAGACAUCUAUGAACCGGUAUUGUUUAAGCCAGAGCUCAAGCAGAAGACCUUAGAAAAGCCCAAGAGCAAAGUUGCCAAUAAGAGACAGAGGGCAACAGGCAAGUCUAGGCAAACUAAAGUCCAGAUUUGCUCUGGUACCGAGCUCUCUUUCCUCCCAGAGAGCAGCCGGAACCUUCUGGAAUUCCACAUCCAGUGGAAGAGAAUCCAGCAUGCGUGGGGCUUGCCAUCAACAGUGCUAAAAUCGUUGCAAGCUUUUGCCCCACAUCUCUUUAAAGCAGAGAAGAUCACCGCAGAAACUGUGGGCAAGUUUCGCCCACGUGAUAGAGGAGAAGUGCAAAUCCUUAGUCAAGACCUCGAUUUUCUCAGCGUUGAUGUAAAGGAACUCUUGGAGGCCCACCUGAGACAUCUUACGUCAGAGCAUCGAUGGGGACUUCCAGAAAGGGUUCAGCGAUCUCUGAGCGUGCUCUUGCCACCUAGAUCUCCUUCUUGCUUUGAGAUGACUGGAUCCCAGCCUCUCUUGCCAUAUCUACCCCUAGCCACCUCUGUGCAGCCUUCAAGGAUUUCUAACGGGACAGAAGAUCCUCAGAUCCUGCCACCUUCCUCUCCUUCUGCAUACACCACCAGGGAUUACAUGUCCAGUGUUGAAAAUAUAGCCAGCUUCCAAAAAGUGAAGAUUGGAAGUGGAAGGACCACACCAAGGGUGAAGAACAAGAUGCCUCUCCCAGGCUUUAAGGCAAAGAUGGUCACCUGGCAAAUGGAAGACGGUUCUCAGAGGACAACCAAACAGAGAGGCACUCCUGUGAAACCUUCAGCUCCUAGCAGGGAACUGAAAAAGUCUCCUAAGAUAUCCAGCUGUCUUUCCUGUCAUUCAUCAGCCCCCAAGAAAGCCUCAAUCUCCUCGUCAAAGUCUGAUAGACAACCAAAAUGGCCAGAAAAAAAGAAGAAAAAGAAGCAAGUCUUAGGGAAGAGAGGGGAAGCUGUAGUAGACGAUUCCUCUCUACUAGCAGAAGACAACGAAGCUCAGGAUUCUCCUUGGUCCUCAGGAGACAACAUGGCAGAGUUGGAAGAGUCCUCAGGAGACAACAUGACAGAGUUGGAAGGGUCCUCAGGAGACAACAUGAGUCGUUCUUCUCUUCAAGAGUCAGAAGCUGCCAAGAUGUAUUACAGGCCUUGGGAGGCACACGUUCAACCGUAUCAUGCUCCUAUUUCUCAACAAGUCUCAUAUUUUUUCCCACACCAUGUUCUUGUUCCCAAUUCCUGCUAUGAGGAUGUUGUAGCCAGAUGUUACAGGCACAUCAGGAGGGGGCAUCAUGCCAGACAGAGCAGUAGACUACAAAGGAGAGGAAGUAGGCUUACGUGGAGAGAGUUCCUUGACCAUUCUCUGGAACAAGCAACCAGGUGCCAAACAUUUUUUAGAACCCAACUGCUGGACCGUUGGUUCUCCGACUGCGAGAGAUUCCUCUACCUGCAACAUCCUUCAUCCUCUAGAGGAAAGAGGUCCUCCACAGAAGACCAAGAUGUUCAACCUCCCAAGGAGAGUAGAAAGGGCCUCCAUCAAAAUCAAGACUUUGUAAGGACAGAUGUUGAACUUCAGGUCCAUCAUGAAAGUUGUAGCUUGACCCUGAAGACAGAUAGUAAGGAAGAGGGGAGAAAGGAGAGAGUCACCUUUUCCAUCGCUAAGGAGCAGAGCCUUUUGUCCCUAAAGACCCUGUCCCAAGGCAGCACAGAAUGUAAAGUCAUGAGGGAAGAUGACUGGGACCAAGGAAGAAGGCUGGAAGUGAAGUGGGAAGAUCAGAACAAGGGAGCAGAAGAGUCCUUCAGAGAAGAGAUGGGCAGCUGGACAUGGGCUAAUUCCUCAGUAGUGAGACAACCCCCUUUAGCUGAGGACUCUGCCCCAUCCUUGGUGGCUCUCUCAGAAGAAGCAAGAGUCAUCACCGGUGAUCGGCUUUGCAGCGGACUAGCAAAAGUAGUUGUGGGAUCACCUAAAGAUCAUGGUGUCCUAAAACCAAGUGAAAUUCCAGAGGGUAAGGAUGUGGUCAUCUGGCAGAAAAGGCAGAUUCCAGUAGACCUCAUGCAAGCAGGAACUGUGGGGCAGAAGAGUGGGGUCCAAUGUCCUCUCCCUAGAAGGAUGAGGCCUAUCAGCUGUUCACCUGGAAGGCCCCCAAAAGCUGGGAAGAAGAAACAGGUGAAGGUAAACUGGUCUUCCAAGGAAACACACCAAGAACGUCUUGUCAUCAGAAGGCUGGCCUUUGACCCAAAGCUCAGCCAGACCUUGGAGGUUCCUAGACAAGGAGCCCACAAGAGACCUCAAGAACAGAGGUCUUCGGGUAGUGAAAAGAUGACCAUUUUGGGUAACAUCCUGGAGAAGAAAUUGAACUUGCAACAGGGACUGUCCAUUUGGAGGCAGAGCCCCAGACCGAAGGAAGAGGAUGGAAGAGGCCGAAAGAGAGACAAAAGGGAAGGCAGAGGAGGACAGGGAGGGAGACCACCACAACCACCAUACGCUUCCGUGGACAAGCAGAGCUCCACCCUCAGCAGCAUCCUGCAGGGGAAACUGCAUCUCUGCAGGAACAUCCUAAAAGGGAAGCUCUGCUUCUGGAAGAAAAGCCAGGAACUUUCCAAAACCAGGAGAACUGGGAAAUACGGUGGGGUGCAGGGAAAAAAAUUGGGGGCGGCUAAGUAGAUGGGCUCUAUUCUGCAGUACCUUUUCACCAAUAAAUCUUCA
Molecule: messenger RNA, 9810 nt
Organism: Crotalus tigris (Tiger rattlesnake)
Lineage: Eukaryota; Metazoa; Chordata; Lepidosauria; Squamata; Viperidae
Gene: SPATA31F1
Product: family with sequence similarity 205 member A
Exons: 3
Coding region: 262-9768 (3168 amino acids)
Source: RefSeq, a predicted model, not a curated record